Messenger RNA from Aspergillus neoniger CBS 115656, 2316 nucleotides. Its product is annotated as FAD-dependent oxidoreductase. The coding region runs from base 1 to 2316 and encodes 771 amino acids. The transcript has 6 exons. Gene Ontology annotation, molecular function: FAD binding. Lineage: Eukaryota; Fungi; Ascomycota; Eurotiomycetes; Eurotiales; Aspergillaceae. The record is from RefSeq and is a predicted model, not a curated record.
AUGGCAGAUUCCGAAUCCAGGUUCCGCGUUGUGAUUGUGGGCGGUUCAAUCGCCGGGCUUACACUCGCUCACUGUCUGCUUCGAAACAACACAGACUUUGUUGUGCUAGAGUCCCAUGCGGAUAUUGCACCCCAGGUUGGGGCAUCUAUUGGUAUUCUUCCAAACGGUGCCCGCAUCCUGGACCAACUAGGCCUUUACGACGACGUUCUCAGUCAAGCUGAGCCUCUCACUAGAACUUUCACACACGGUUAUCCGGUUGCGUUUCUUGAUCGCCAAAUUCUGCUCAGCAUUCUGUACGAGGGCCUCGGAGACAACAGACAUCGUGUUAUGGUGAACAAGAAGGUGACUGAGAUAGAGCAUACCCCUGAGAAGGUUAUGGUCCAUUGUGCGGAUCAAUCCGUCUAUGAGGGUGAUCUUGUUGUUGGAGCCGAUGGGGUACGGAGCACAGUGAGACGACAGAUGUGGCAGUAUAUGGAGUCUCGAGGGAUGGAGCAUGAAGCCCUAAAGGAGAAGAACUUGAUGACAUCCGAGUACAACUGUGUAUUCGGUAUAUCUUCAGCCACCCCUGGACUGAGACCGGGACACGGACAUAGAACCUUCGCGGAGGGCUAUUCCAUACUCACGAUUAUCGGCAAAGAAGGGCGCGUUUACUGGUUUUUCUUCACUAGAAUGGACCAAACUUACCCCGCAUCUCAAAUUCCAAGAUUCAGUCAAGAUGAGAUCGAUAGCCAUCUCGCCCCUUAUCUACAGAAGCCGAUCACCCCCGACGUAUCGCUUUCUGAGAUCAAUAAAAGAGCAAUCGUCAGGACUUUUGUAUCCCUUGAAGAGGCUGUCUAUAGUCAUUGGUGUGUCGACCGAUAUGUUUGCAUUGGUGACUCAGCCCAUAAGAUGACACCAAACCUGGGCCAGGGAGGCAACAAUCUCCAGGAUAUCCACCAGUGCCUGCAAAUAUGGCAGAACAUCCGCCAGAAACGGCUUGACCAUAUUUCGCAGUCAGCUUAUGACUUAACCAGAAUAGAGGCUCUAGCUGGUCUCAAGAAAAAGAUCAUUGGGCUUUAUCUUCUUCCAUAUCUUAGUCAAUACUUGGUCGAUCAAACGUCUGCUACAAUUGUUGGAGCAGCAAAUAUCGACGGUCUACCUCUGCCACCAAAGUCACUAGCAUGCACCAUGCCGUACCUGGAUGAUAAAAACAGUGUCUCCAAACAGGAUAAUGAGGUAUGCAAGCGUGCUAUUUCAACCGUCCCGUUUGCUUGCUGUUAUGCUGCUGCACAAAAGACGAUGGGGACGUUGAUAAAUCAAACUGUGCCCUUCAUGGUGUCUUUGUUUGCAGAGGGCGUAUGGUCUGCAGCUAAUGGGGAGGUCCUCAACCUAAGCAGACCACUCUAUCAUAUGCCAUUCCUGGACAAGCUCUUUCUGCCUGCGACUACGUGUUUCUUGCCUUCUAUCAGUGGAUCUGAUCCGCAAUCCCACACUCAAAUGCUAUCAUUCAUGGCCGACAUUGGCCCCAUUUACGGAAUAUGGCUGUUGGAAAGUUAUCGCAAGGCACAUUCCUGGUAUGAGCUCGUACUCCCGAUCGGCACGGGAAUAGCGUCCCAAUUGAAGGGCAUUGGAAAGUUUGCUCCAAUAUACUACACAUUGGAGCAUAUUCGCUUGCCCCUUUCAAGCCUUCUAUCGGGGGCAAAGCAUCAGAUAACGCAGGAGGCCUCGAGCUCUUUGCUGUUUGCCAUGCUGACGGGAUACUAUAUUCCCACAAUCGCAAACUUCAUGGCACCAACGGUUGAAUCGCGCCGCAACUACAAUGCCAUUUGGCAGAUGUUUCCUGUCGUCGUACCUCUGCUACAGGCUCCCUUGCAUCGUCUGGUCAAGAGAGCUUUCGGGAGUAAGAAGAAGCCACAACAGAAAGAAGAACGUAAGGAGAAUAUGCGUUACGUCCGGUACGCAUAUGGUUCGUUCGCCUUAAUCUCUGGACUUACGUUUCUUCACGCUCGAUGCACUGCACCGGCUCAUACUUCGUCCACUAGUGCCUUUCUUCCUGGGUUGAGAGGCCACCUGGCGCCCGUCACGUCAUUCGCUGAUGGCAUUGCGAGGCUCCUCCAGUAUGAUGAAGUGAUAUCCAUGGCUAGUGGGUUUAUGUGGCUAGCGUUGAAGUUCAAGGAAUUGAAAGAUGCGGGUGCCUCGUUCUCUUGGUUGAAGGCUGUUGGGGGACUGGUGGGGACUACAGUUACUCUUGGGCCUGGGGCCACAUUUGCGCUGGGCUGGGGCUGGAGAGAAGAGAUGAUGCAAAAGCUGGUUCGUGAUAAACAGUCAUCAAUGUGA